AUGUGUUACUAUGGCAGCUACUAUGGAGGCCUGGGCUAUGGCUGUGGAGGCCUAGGCUGUGGCUAUGGCUGUGGCUGUGGCUAUGGCUGUGGCUGUGGCUGUGGCUGUGGCUAUGGCUGUGGCUAUGGCUGUGGCUGUGGCUAUGGCUGUGGCUGUGGCUGUGGCUAUGGUGGCUAUGGUGGCUAUGGUUAUGGCUGCUGCUGCCCACUGUGCUGUAGAAGAUACUGCUGCUGUGGCUUCUACUGA
Messenger RNA from Mus musculus (house mouse), 246 nucleotides. RefSeq names its product predicted gene, 33084. The transcript has a single exon. Bases 1 to 246 code for a protein of 81 amino acids. NCBI's taxonomy places the organism in Eukaryota, Metazoa, Chordata, Mammalia, Rodentia, Muridae. The record is from RefSeq and is a predicted model, not a curated record.